UCCAACGAGUCACUUCAUUAGUGAGCAGCAUUAUUGCAGUGAUAUUAGUUGAGCUAUAACCAAAUAUAUACCAUUAAUUACAAAAUGGAGAACACACCAAGCUAUACCCACAAGAAGUUCGCUGUGAGCAAACGCAAGCGGGAUUUCGACCAGGACAAGGAGAACUUCACACAUCAGUUGGAGCAACCGAUAACCAAGCGGCGCCAGACUCAGGGAUUCUUCCGACCCUGGUUGGACAAUGAGCAGAACCAGCAGCAGGAGGCAACCCCAUCCGCCCCAGUGCAGAAACCAAGUGGCCAAGGAUCCCCAGUCAGCCAGUACCAUGCCAACAUGGUGCGUCGCAGCCAGACGCAACGCCAGCGAAGCCCCAAGGAGCAGAUGCGUCGGGAUCGGAACACCUUGGCCUGUCUCCUCAGUCGGUGGGCCAAACAGGCGCAGGAGGAGCAAGUGGGUCGGCAGUACGAGCAGUACCGUAGCCACCAUGCCGCCAUGCUGGAGCAGCAGAUCCGCCUGAGCCUCUACUACCGCCAGAUUCUCCAGCAGGCGGUGUUCCAGCGAGCCAUCACCCCGGCACCUGGUCAUGUCCUGCCCCAGCAGCAGCAACAGUUCCUCCAGCAGAUGGCCCUGUCCCAGCAGAUGCUCAUCUUUGGUGGCCAGCACUGACGCCCCAAUCGAACAUCAUAAUCAGCGACUAUGGAUAGC
Molecule: messenger RNA, 702 nt
Organism: Drosophila rhopaloa
Lineage: Eukaryota; Metazoa; Arthropoda; Insecta; Diptera; Drosophilidae
Product: protein Mabiki
Exons: 1
Coding region: 85-663 (192 amino acids)
Source: RefSeq, a predicted model, not a curated record